This is a messenger RNA of Linnemannia hyalina, 480 nucleotides long. The record is from the annotation of a GenBank genome assembly. Lineage: Eukaryota; Fungi; Mortierellomycota; Mortierellomycetes; Mortierellales; Mortierellaceae.
AUGCUACCCGAUAGUGAGAUCCUUACAGCCAACGCGCGCUUCCAAGCACUGAUGGACCGAGUAGCCACACUUGAACAAAUAGUUCAGACGGUCACUCCCUUGCAAGCCAAAGUCACCGAACUCGAGGAGACUGUUCAGAAGUACCGUGAUAUGCUGGACUUCAUUCUUUCGAACGAAGAUUUCUUCACAAGCCUGACCGUCAACCUCAACCCUCGAUUACUCAGCCUCGAAUCCAACGUCCAGAAGAUGACGUCACAAUUACCACCCAUCACUCGCGCAGAACUAGGCAAACUAUUUUAUGAUCACAAGACCGAUGUCACCAACACAGUGAGUGCCAUCUUCCAAUCAACUACACCUCACUCCAGCAAUAGCUCCCCUUCGAGGCCAAAAGUAGCACCCCCCGCAGUCUUCUCCGGCAAGCGUGAAGAUUGGAAAGGGUUUCAGGCUCAGCUGGAACUCUUCUUCGUUGCUGUGCUAUAA